This is a messenger RNA of Oncorhynchus mykiss (rainbow trout), 1843 nucleotides long. The record is from RefSeq and is a predicted model, not a curated record. NCBI's taxonomy places the organism in Eukaryota, Metazoa, Chordata, Actinopteri, Salmoniformes, Salmonidae.
GUGGCCCAUGGCUCACCUUGGAGUGAUGGUCCAUAAAUUCCCUCUAAUGAGCCGCAUAUUACCUUGCUGUCAUGUGAAUCACAUUUAAAAUACAACGCAGAGAUUAGGCUACUUGACGAUUACUUGUUGCCAUUAGUUCACCAGCCACCAUGAGCGUCGGGACUCCUUAUAUCGGCAGUAAAAUCGGCUUGAUUUCCAAAGCUCUAAAUCGGUAUGAGGGCAUUUUAUACACCAUCGAUACCGUGAAUUCGACAGUGGUGUUGACAAAAGUGAAGUCAUUUGGAUCAGAGGGCCGACCCACAGACAGGCCAACCCCUCCCAAAGACGACGUCUAUGAGUACAUCAUAUUCAGAGGAAGUGAUAUCAAAGACAUCUCAUUGUGUGAGCCUCCAAAAUCCCACCAUGGCCUGCCCCAGGACACUGCCAUUGUGCAGUCAUCACUCAGCACCUCAGCGUCCUCCUAUAAUCCAACUCCAGGACCAAUCAGUCCCUACAGGAUCCCAUCGUAUAACCAGCUAGCAGCAAACUAUCUGCUCAACCAGCAGUAUGCUGCAUCCCUUGGUUUGGGUGGAACUCAUGGCCCUCAAGUGAGAAGGGGUCCUAUGGUGGAGCAGGCAGUCCAGACUGUGCCUCUAGAUGAGACGGGGCAGAAGAAAGGUCAGAGUCUGUCUCAGGAGCAGCGCAGGGAGACCAGUAGGCCCAUGCAGCGAGCUGCACGAGGGAGCCCACAGCCCCAGAGUCGUUCUGGACCAGGCAGUGGCUCCGAUGUACAGCUUCGGCGUACAACUUCCCAAGCCAAUGACGAGAACAGGCCACCACCAAGGAGGAGACAAGGAGCUCGUAGGCCCAGGAAUCGUAAUCGGGGCCAGCUCCUUGUGAAGAGCUCCAUGCCCAGCACCCUCAAGUUUGAGUCAGACUUCGACUUUGAUUCUGCAAAUGCCCAGUUCGACAAGGAAGCGCUAGAGCGGGAGAUGCAGGACAAAUUGAACAUCAAAGAAACACAGGAUGAAGGGAAGGCGAAACCAGAAGUAGACACUGGUGAGAAGACAGUGGAGAGGGAUCCAUUUGGGCCCAAGUGCUACUAUGACAAGGCCAAAUCCUUCUUUGACAACAUCUCCUCAGACCAUAAAUCCAGACGCACUACCAGGGCAGAGGAGAGGAAGCUGAACGUUGAGACCUUUGGGGUUCCUGGUCGCUUCCUGAGGUUCCGUGGGGGCUACCGCGGCCGGCGAGGGCUAGGGUCCGCACAGCGCCGGCCCUCCCAGCGAACUGGGAGGCUGUGAGGGUCAAGUGAGUAAGGACGCCUCGUUUGAUGCUUGGGUUACCUUGUGCAUGAAUUGCCACUGUGGUUGGUUGUGUAUGUACUUUAGUUUUUGUAGUUAACCAAAAUGUAACAUUUUGCAUUCCAUUAUUUUUCUCUGCCAUCAUGAAGUGUUUUGUAAUGAGAAUUUAUUUUGACUCUUGGGACCCCACACCUGAAUAACUAUAUGAGAAGUGAAAUGCUUUGCUUUUUCUUUAUUUUCUUUGAGCCUAAGGUACAUUUUGGCUUUUGACAUUGUUUUGAAUUUGCUUGUGCUUUUCAUCCUUUUCUGUAUUUGGAUAAAUGGAUGACAUGCAAACUUCCUAAACUGUUCAAGGGAUCAAUUUGAAGGUGAAACUGGUGAGGGUAAAAUACUUCAUGAUAUUGUAAAUAUUACUUAAUAUAAUUAUACUUAACUUAAUUAAAACAGACCAUGUCUGCUAAAAAUAUUGAAUUCCCAUGUAUUGGUUUGUUUUCUAUCAUUUUGAGAAAAUAAGUGUUCAAUUGUUACAACUCAAAUAAACAUGGGAAAUUGCUUAUUCA